UGGGUUAGAGAGGCGCUGCAGACCAUGGCCAUGGCACUAAGAUGCUUCCGGCAUCUGCCUUCCCUCCUCUAUCGCUCCUCGUUCGCAGUGAUACGGGGGCUGCCGCAGGCUCCUGCGGGCUGCCCAGCCCUGCUCCUGGAUGGCUGCAGGCAGUGUGUCCAUCAGGUGCUGCUGACCAGACAGCUAGCUACCAAGAAAGCUAAAGGCAAAGGACAGAGUCAAGCCAAAGUGAAUAUCAGUGCUGCCCUAGUUGAGGAUAUUAUCAAUUUGGAGGAAACCAGUGAAGACAUGCAGGCAGUGGUAGAAGCUCUGAAAGAAGAUUUAAGCAGAAAUCUCAGUGUUAGAACCUCACCAGGGGCCCUUGAUCACAUAAUUGUGAUGACAAAAGAUGGGAAGUUUCCGCUGAACCAGCUGGGGCAGAUCUCACUGAAGUCACCGCAGCUCAUUGUAGUGAACAUGACCAGUUUUCCAGAGAGCACAGCUGCAGCUACGAAGGCUAUAAGGGAGAGUGGCAUGAACCUGAACCCAGAAGUGGAUGGGACAAUAAUUCGGGUGCCAAUUCCUAAGGUAACCAGAGAGCACAGGGAGAGCCUGGCCAAGCUUGCCAAGCAGUCCACCAACAAGUCCAAAGAGGCCCUGAGAAAGGUGCGAAGCAAAAGCAUCAACCAGGUAAAGAAGAGCAAGAACAAAGUGUCUGAAGAUACCAUCUGGCUGCUGGAAAAGCAGAUCCAGCAAAUGGCAGACAGCGCUGCAGCCGAGAUGGACAAGCUGCUGGCAGCAAAGACCAAGGAGCUGCUUGGAUAAGCACCAUCCAGAUGGACACACUCCCCCCUCGAGUCAAAGCAGACUGCAAUGCACCCCAGUGACCAUCCCUGCCCAGAGCAAUGGGCAGGGGCAGCCCUGCCAGACC
Molecule: messenger RNA, 910 nt
Organism: Nestor notabilis (Kea)
Lineage: Eukaryota; Metazoa; Chordata; Aves; Psittaciformes; Psittacidae
Gene: MRRF
Product: mitochondrial ribosome recycling factor
Exons: 6
Coding region: 25-804 (259 amino acids)
Biological process (GO): translation
Cellular component (GO): mitochondrion
Molecular function (GO): ribosomal large subunit binding
Source: RefSeq, a predicted model, not a curated record